Oncorhynchus keta (chum salmon) is the source of this 5091-nucleotide messenger RNA. Its product is annotated as DNA-directed RNA polymerase II subunit RPB1-like. Lineage: Eukaryota; Metazoa; Chordata; Actinopteri; Salmoniformes; Salmonidae. Bases 1 to 1110 code for a protein of 369 amino acids. The transcript has 2 exons. The record is from RefSeq and is a predicted model, not a curated record.
AUGUCAAUGAGACACAGGGAGCUGGGCAGGAUAACACAAACAGCCUGGCAGUCAGGCUACUUCCCACCUGUCUAUCUAUCCCAGUCUCUCCCAAGUCUCCUCCAGUCUCUCUCCCAAGUCUCCCCCAGUCUCUCUCCCAAGUCUCCCCCAGUCUCUCUCCCAGUCUCUCUCCCCAAUUCUCUCACAGUCCCUCUCCCAAGUCUCUCCCAGUCUCUCUCCCAGUCUCUCUCCCAAGUCUCCCCCAGUCUCUCUCCCAAGUCUCCCCCAGUCUCUCUCCCAAGUCUCUCCCAGUCUCUCUCCCAAGUCUCCCCCAGUCUCUCUCCCAAGUCUCUCCCAGUCUCUCUCCCAAGUCUCUCCCAGUCUCUCUCCCAAGUCUCUCCCAAGUCUCUCCCAGUCUCUCUCCCAAGUCUCCCCCAGUCUCUCUCCCAAGUCUCUCCCAGUCUCUCUCCCAAGUCUCCCCCAGUCUCUCUCCCAAUUCUCCCCCAGUCUCUCUCCCAAGUCUCCCCCAGUCUCUCUCCCAAGUCUCCCCCAGUCUCUCUCCCAAGUCUCCCCCAGUCUCUCUCCCAGUCUUUCUCCCAAGUCUCCCCAGUCUCUCUCCCAAGUCUCCCCCAGUCUCUCUCCCAAGUCUCCCCCAGUCUCUCCACCAGUCUCUCUCCCAAGUCUCCCCCAGUCUCUAUCCCAAGUCUCCACCAGUCUCUCUCCCAAGUCUCCCCCAGUCUCUUCACCAGUCUCUCUCCCAAGUCUCUCCCAGUCUCUCCCCCAGUCUCUCCACCAGCCUCUCUCCCAAAUCUCUCCCAGUCUCUCCCCCAGUCUCUCCACCAGUCUCUCUCCCAAGUCUCCACCAGUCUCUCUCCCAAGUCUCCCCCAGUCUCUCUCCCAAGUCUCCCCCAGUCUCUCUCCCAAGUCUCUCCCAGUCUCUCUCCCAAGUCUCCCCCAGUCUCUCUCCCAAGUCUCCCCCAGUCUCUCUCCCAAGUCUCCCCCAGUCUCUCCACCAGUCUCUCUCCCAAGUCUCUCCCAGUCUCUCUCCCAAGUCUCUCCCAGUCUCCCCCAGUCUCUCUCCCAAUCUCCCCCAGUCUCCCCCAGUUUUCCACAUAUCCCACCAUGUUCUAGCAAACACCCUCCAGACCUCUCAGCUUGCUUCCUAGCACAAACAUUGAACCUUUCUUUGGCCCAAUAUCUUUCCUGCUACCCACCUACCCACCUCCCCCCCACCCCCCUGUAGCCUAUUCUGUUAACUCACUAACUCACUAGCUAGCCCUACCAUACAGUAGCACCUUCUCUGUCUGUUAUACCUGCCCCGAGAGCCCCAAAGAAUCUCAGAAUUUAUAACAGAUAACUCGCUGAUAUUUUUCUACUAAUUUUCUUUCCUGUUUUUGAGAUGGUUACUACAGAUUUUUGAUACAGGGGUGCUGGUGUUACUGCCCUGCCAUAUUGUACUCAGCGUUUAUCACACACGAUGUGACGGGAUCCUCCAAGACACUAUUCAAUUCUUAUAUCCUAUAAAUAAAACAAUCACAUGUAUAUUUUACAGCAAUCAAUUUAUCAUUAUGACGAUAGCAGAGGAACAUAGUAAAAAUGAUGGCAUGACUUCGUACAGAUGGCAGUAGUGCUUGCAGUGUGGUGCUUUGAAUAGUUUUGUAAAUCUUCGAGAGGAUGCGGCCAUUAGAGUAGAGCAAGCUUCAAGAUGUGAUGAAUGAAUGAUUGUGAGAAAAAGGGGAAAGAGAAAAUUUGCCACACACCAUGUGUAAAAAAGGUUGUAAGUUCAGGAGCCUCUGAAAUUGAAAACUCCGUCUGUCCAGAGUGUAUAUAGAAAACAGUUUGCCAUUCUGCUCAUAAUCAUGACUGAGCUAGAUCAGGUAUUUUCUGAAAACACAGAGGUUGCAAAAUAAUUUUAACAUUCACAAUAAUCUCAGGUUUUCUAGAAAUACUGAUCGGAGGAUUCACACAUUUCUUCUGAUCCCAGGAAUCUUCCUACCAGGAUUUCCAGAAAUGGUGUGAAUUUAGGGAGUUACUGGGAGAUUUCACGCCAGGAUAGACCAAAAAUACUUCCCAGAUUGUUCUUGCAAUUCUCAAAUAAAAACUUAAUUGGAGGAAGGAUGUUUGACAUGCUUUUAUCAUUUGAAUAACUUUUUAGACCUUCAUGCCUCCUGUAAGACCCUAUGACCUGUGACCUGUGAAACGCACUCGAUACACACCUUGGUGUCAUCAUACUCCUCAUAGUGUGCUGUAGCAUAUAGAGGUUGUCUAGAUUCUGAAAUACAAUUUGUCACAUUCAUUUAUUCAACAUUAAACAUAUGAAUAUCCUUUUAGAUUUUCUUUAUUUUAAGACAUAUGGUUUGGAACAAUAUACUCUACAAGUACAUCACAUUUCCCGAGUGGGCUCUCUGCAAAUGUUUAAGUUCUGCUAUAUUUUAUGAGCAUCAACAACACAGUGAAUGGGAAAAUGUAUUCUGCUGGUGAUUUGCUGAAUGUGCAAUCCUAAAGGAGGGCUGUGAUUGGUUAAUGACCUAUGAUGUCAAAUUCUAUAUAUAAAAUGGGUCAUAUCUUCAAAGGUACCAGAGAGCCACUCUGGAAAUGUCACGUGUUUGAAAAGUAUAUUGUUCCUAACUAUAUGGCUAAAAAUAAUUUAAAUAAAAAUAUAUAAACUUUUGAGAUAUUAACAUGUAUUUGUUUAUGUUUUAGAGCACACAAGGAGUAUAAUGACACAAAGACUAUGUAAGGUUCACAGAUUACAGACAUGUAUAUAUAUGUUUUUUUUUCAUCGCUAUUUAAAACUAAAUUGUGAUACAAAUGUGAAAAGCAUGUGAAGCAUCCGUUCUCCCAAUGAUGUUUCUAUGUGAGAAUUGGCAGAAGAAUCUGAGAUAACAAAAAUCUUGGCAUGGAAUCGCCCUACUAGAAUUUUGCAAGCCUACACAGGAACAUUAUGGAAUAUUCAAAUAACACCUUACGCUGGUCUUUUCAUGGUCUUUACAUGGUCUUUACCAUGGUCUUUUCAUGGUCUUUUCAUGGUCUUUACCAUGGUCUUUUCAUGGUCUUUACCAUGGUCUUUACCAUGGUCUUUUCAUGGUCUUUUCAUGGUCUUUACCAUGGUCUUUUCAUGGUCUUUUCAUGGUCUUUUCAUGGUCUUUACCAUGGUCUUUUCAUGGUCUUUUCAUGGUCUUUACCAUGGUCUUUAUCAUGGUCUUUACCAUGGUCUUUUCAUGGUCUUUACAUGGUCUUUACCAUGGUCUUUACCAUGGUCUUUACCAUGGUCUUUUCAUGGUCUUUUCAUGGUCUUUACCAUGGUCUUUAUCAUGGUCUUUAUCAUGGUCUUUACCAUGGUCUUUACAUGGUCUUUACCAUGGUCUUUUCAUGGUCUUUACCAUGGUCUUUAUCAUGGUCUUUAUCAUGGUCUUUACCAUGGUCUUUACAUGGUCUUUACCAUGGUCUUUACCAUGGUCUUUACCAUGGUCUUUACAUGGUCUUUACCAUGGUCUUUACAUGGUCUUUACCAUGGUCUUUACAUGGUCUUUACCAUGGUCUUUACCAUGGUCUUUACAUGGUCUUUACCAUGGUCUUUACAUGGUCUUUAUCAUGGUCUUUUCAUGGUCUUUACCAUGGUCUUUACCAUGGUCUUUUCAUGGUCUUUACCAUGGUCUUUACCAUGGUCUUUUUCAUGGUCUUUACCAUGGUAUUUUCAUGGUCUUUACAUGGUCUUUACCAUGGUCUUUUCAUGGUCUUUACCAUGGUCUUUACCAUGGUCUUUAUCAUGGUCUUUACCAUGGUCUUUUCAUGGUCUUUACAUAGUCUUUACCAUGGUCUUUUCAUGGUCUUUACCAUGGUCUUUACCAUGGUCUUUUCAUGGUCUUUACAUGGUCUUUACCAUGGUCUUUUCAUGGUCUUUACCAUGGUCUUUUCAUGGUCUUUUCAUGGUAUUUACCAUGGUCUUUAUCAUGGUCUUUACAUGGUCUUUAUCAUGGUCUUUACCAUGGUCUUUUCAUGGUAUUUACCAUGGUCUUUAUCAUGGUCUUUACAUGGUCUUUAUCAUGGUCUUUUCAUGGUCUUUACCAUGGUCUUUACCAUGGUCUUUACCAUGGUCUUUAUAUGGUCUUUACCAUGGUCUUUUCAUGGUCUUUACCAUGGUCUUUACCAUGGUCUUUAUCAUGGUCUUUAUCAUGGUCUUUACCAUGGUCUUUACCAUGGUCUUUAUCAUGGUCUUUACCAUGGUCUUUACCAUGGUCUUUUCAUGGUCUUUAUCAUGGUCUUUACCAUGGUCUUUAUCAUGGUCUUUAUCAUGGUCUUUACCAUGGUCUUUAUCAUGGUCUUUAUCAUGGUCUUUACCAUGGUCUUUACCAUGGUCUUUACCAUGGUCUUUAUCAUGGUCUUUAUCAUGGUCUUUAUCAUGGUCUUUACCAUGGUCUUUUCAUGCUUCUUAUUUUGUGUAGAUUAAAGGGGACAUUUUUAAAUAAUUGUGGAAAAAAAUAGGUUGUAGAUAUGAAAAAUAUUUUAAAAAGAAGACAUGGAUGGAUGAAUUGAUUGAAAGAAGAUGUUUAUGGAUGGAUUGAUGCUGCCACUGACUGUGGUACAGCGCAGCCUGCAUUGGGACAAUAAGCCUACUGCUCAAAACCAGAAACAGAGAGAGAAGGAAACUACAUCUUAGAAAAGCAAGAGGGAAAAGGACUUUGAGGACGCAACAACAGCCAGAGACAGAGAGACUCACACUAUGGACUAAACUAGAAAUAUGUCUCUUUUUAGUACGGUUCCCUAGUUACCAGGUAUUUACUUAUGUAUUCAAAUCUAACAGAAUUGAACAAAAUAACGGUGGUAAAAUGGCUGUAGUGAAAAAAUGUUCCAUAUUAAAAAUGUUUUUUUUUUAUUUGUUGUAAUUUGCUUCAAUUAUACUUUAUGGUAUGAUAUGGUACACCAGGAAUCGUACAUGGAGACAGAGCACAUGAACUCACUUUUGCUUUAAUCAGAAAAAUAUUCAUUUUUUUACUUCUGCAGUUAUGUUUUUAACCAAUACAACUAUAAGUAGUUCUGUUACUGAAACACUUUUUAUUGUUUUGCAAAAAAUAAAUAAAUAAAAUAUACUAGAAAUGUAUAUUAAAAGAA